GUACACUUUAUCUUCAAACUCCAAAUUAGUCGUCUCUCAGGCCGCCCGGUUUCUCAUAUUCCUACCAUGUUGACUUUAUUUAUUAUAGUUUCUGUUUUUGCACUUUCUCAUCAGCAAUGUUGCUUUCCCUCCCAAUGGGAAGGAAUAGAAUCCGGAUCCAUGGCUUCUGUUCCUCAGGGAAAUAAUCCCGUUCCUGUUUUUACAUCGUUUAAUUAUCUUCUGUCAGUGGACUACUCCAAGCACCUGUUGUACUUGUCCGGAAGUGUGACGACAGACGGGCAAACUACUCAGAUCAAAGUCAUCAGGGACUAUAGCGCGAAAAUUCAAUAUGUCAUUGAUGUUAGUACUAAUACCUGUAAGAAAACAGUUAUGACAGACAAAGAAGUAACUUGCUUAGGAACCAAUGGUGACAACUCUACGGUUGUUGCCAAGACAUAUUUCGGGGCAGGAGGCCAGCAGCUUCCUUUUACGGUUUACAGAUCUGUGUUUAAUGGCUACCCAUCUACCUUAUCUGUAGCGGAAGGUUGUAUUCCUGUAGGCGCCACCUAUCACGGAAGUGACGAAAACGGAAAUUCUGUCAUCGGAUCCAUCGGAUAUCAUAGCAUCACUCCCGGUAUCUCUGAUCUAUCGGUUUUUGCAGUUCCGGCCAAUUGUGUAGCUGCUCCUUUAGCGGGAACUGUGGUAGGAUGAAGAAAACACAAUGUGUAGUUUUCUAGUCAGCUAGAUAUGUAUAAUGCAGUUUUUU
Saccostrea cuccullata (small rock oyster) is the source of this 745-nucleotide messenger RNA. RefSeq names its product ependymin-related protein 1-like. Gene Ontology annotation, cellular component: lysosome; extracellular region. The coding region runs from base 67 to 690 and encodes 207 amino acids. Gene Ontology annotation, biological process: cell-matrix adhesion. The record is from RefSeq and is a predicted model, not a curated record. The transcript is spliced from 6 exons. Gene Ontology annotation, molecular function: calcium ion binding. Lineage: Eukaryota; Metazoa; Mollusca; Bivalvia; Ostreida; Ostreidae.